Messenger RNA from Nanorana parkeri, 770 nucleotides. RefSeq names its product cell death inducing p53 target 1 (gene CDIP1). Gene Ontology annotation, biological process: intrinsic apoptotic signaling pathway in response to DNA damage by p53 class mediator; tumor necrosis factor-mediated signaling pathway. The transcript has 5 exons. Bases 49 to 648 code for a protein of 199 amino acids. Gene Ontology annotation, molecular function: zinc ion binding. The record is from RefSeq and is a predicted model, not a curated record. Lineage: Eukaryota; Metazoa; Chordata; Amphibia; Anura; Dicroglossidae.
AACAGGAGCAGCAGGAGAGGUGAGAAGUGGAGAUAUAUCCAUAGCACCAUGGCAAGUGACCCUCCCCCUCCCUACCCCGGGGGUCCCACAGCCCCACUACUAGAAGACAAGCAUGGCUCCCCCAACAUGGAAGAUAACAGGCAAGCUCCAGGGGCCUAUCCUCCCAGCAUGCCCUUCCCCCUCCCAGAAUGUGGACCUCCUCCCUAUGAGGCCAACCCAGGGUACAUUUCCCCAAACCCAGGGUAUUACCCUCCUCCUGGACCCUACGGACCUAUGGGAUACUACCCUCCUACGGCCAGACAGUAUCCACCCCUGUUCCCGUCCCCCGGGGCACACGCCAACACCACUGUUGUCAUGCCACCCGGAGCCAGCGAUGCCUCAGCCACCACCACAGUGACCGUACUGCAGGGCGAGAUCUUCCAGAGUUCUCCGGUACAGACGGUGUGUCCGCACUGCCAGCAGCCAAUCACCACUAACAUCUCCCACGAGAUCGGGCUCAUGAACCUCCUGCUGUGCUGCUUCUGCUGCUUUGUGGGAUGUGACCUCGGCUGCUGUCUCAUUCCUUGUAUGAUCAACGAUCUGAAAGAUGUGACCCACACCUGCCCCAACUGCAAGGCCUACAUCUACACCUACAGAAGAAUGGGCUAAAGGACAUGUCGCAGGCUCCACUCCGUCCCUACAGCGUCCAUCUCCAAGCUACAGUCUCAUCUCCUCCUCCGCCUGCUCAUCACCACUCAGAAGCUGUGAAUCGAGACUCCUGACAUGGCUAG